Molecule: messenger RNA, 1347 nt
Organism: Paraglomus occultum
Lineage: Eukaryota; Fungi; Glomeromycota; Glomeromycetes; Paraglomerales; Paraglomeraceae
Source: the annotation of a GenBank genome assembly
AUGACAUCUCUUGGAUAUCAUAAAUUCUUAAUAGUCAGAUAUUCGUUCGCCAUCAACUCAUCUCAAUGGACGCAUAAUAACGAUGCAGAUAUGUUCAUUGUUCUUGAGAAUAUGUAUUCAUCCGACGCACUUGCCCGAUCCACCGGGGAGCCAACGUUCAAGAUUACAAGACAUAAUGACGAAUUAGAAUGCGUCAACCUGUCUUAUAACACGUUGAAUCCACGCGCAUUGAUGAAAUAUCCCGUAUUCGGGUUAAAGUACCAGCAAAAUUACCAAAACUUGUUGCAACAGCGUAAAUUUCAAGUAAAAUUUUUCGAUACGGAUGACUAUAUAGAGUGCGGGAGAAUCGUCUCGAGAUAUAUCAACUGCAAGUUUAUACGAUCAAAUGACCAGUCAUUACCGCAAAAGAACAACGUCAAACCACAGUUUGCAAAUUCCAUUGCCCAAACAGCGACUACGAUGCAGCCCAUGACAUCUAACUUUUUAGCAAACAAUUUAUCUGAUGAACAAGGAAUAAAGAACGAAGCGAACAUGACAAAAAAUCGACCCACAGUCCAUUUGCCCAUCAAACCAAAUGCUCAAAAUACAACAGAAAACCACAACUGCAUGCCACGGUCGCAUAUCUCUCUCCCUGCAUCGCUCGCUCAAUUGAAUAAUGAAAAACCAUCACUCGCCUCUCAGAUAUCUCUACCGUUGGCAAAUCAUAGCUACAACAACGUUGGUAGCAAAGAUCAUUGUGAUAAUAUUGUCGUAUCAUCAAAUGUCACACCUGAUGAACCACAAGUCGGUAUUAUAAGGAACCAACGGCAAACAGCUACAACCACAAACCCAAUUUCGUUUGCUUGUCACGACAACCGCACAACUUGCGAUUGUUGUCAAUCAGCCAAAUCACACAUCAUGCCAAAUGCUGCCUACGUCCAUGAUCCCGGUUGUCAACCCAUGUCGAAUACAAAUUACUCAUCUUGUUCUUCAGGUUUCCUACACUGUAAACCAGAGGACGGUAGGCGCGUAAAGACAGAGGAAGGAAGACAAGGUGAAACAACUGCUGGUUGGCAAAGUGCUAUCGAUUUAAUUAGUGACGAUGAGAGUGACAAUGUCUUGGCUAGUGAGAAACAAGUAAAUGAAUAUGAACUGAAAUAUGGAAUUAACCAGCAGCAAUGGCAGCAACAAAUUGUCCAGUCUCUACCCCAAAACUUUCCGAAUUUUUCUUCGUCUCAUACUAGAUUGUCCUCAUCAAGUUACCCAAUUCACGAUGCUAUACUGAAGGAGUGGAUGAUAAACAUACUCCAAGAUCCAGAAUUUCCUUCACUUGUUGAGAAAGUUACUGCAAUAUUGAUGAGCACUUGA